AUGGGCCGAAAUCCAGGCAUUGACCCUGUCAUUGUCGCGUACAUUAGCGAUUGCCUGGAGAAGAAGAAGCCUGUGACCUUGAAAGGAUUCGUCGACGCCGAACGUGAUCUUGUCAUUCAAACCAGCAGCCGAGGAGAAGACCUUGCCACUGUAUGGCCAUUUCGUUUUGGAAGGGCUGCAAAGCAACUCAAUGCCACGAUCGAACGCUCCAAAGUGGAUUGGGGUGGUAUUGCACUCGACAUACUGAAACGACAAUCAACAGCUGCACCAUCAUCAUCGAAAGCAAGCACGACCACUGCCGAGAGUGAGUUACUAUCAUCAUCGUCCUCUUCGUCGUCAUCAUCAUCAUCGUCCACCUCGGUCAAAAGGCUUACUCCAUCAGACCAAGCACGUGCAUCAAAGACUUUUGACGCUCUCGAUCCAAGCAAAAUGUGGAAACUCACCGCUGGCACCAUUGUUGAAGAACAGCUCGCAUCGUUAGUGAAAGAAUGUAAUUUCGAACACCAGUGCCACUCAAUGAUCCUGGAUCCUUCACUACCGAUAUGGAGUCAAUAUUUUACCGACGAAGAAUUGAAUGAGAUAUCCUCCUACAAUACCAUGGCAGUGUCGCAGCUCCCAACUGAGAUACGCGAGUAUUUAUCUUCUUUCAAGUCAAAGCAUACCUUGGAAGAUCUCACAACUCAGCAUAAUACUUUUGGCCCAUUCGACCGGAUCAAGCAAUCUGAUUUAUAUUGGGUGCAUAAGGCUGUUAGCGACGCUCUGGAUUUAUAUCACUGCAAAUACUUUCAAGAUCUGGAUCGCACCGAAGAGGACAUUGUACGGAGAGUAUGGGAGCUGAUCGAACGUUGCUUUGACUAUACCAACAUCAAAUACACAGGAGGUGAAAUGACAUCGCAAGCUUCAGCACAGCGAGUGAACGGCGGACGAGAUCCCUCUGCAAUACACUACAUGAAACGAAAGAGGAUGGGUACAAAGACGGAUGGCUUGUUCAAGUCCAAAGUUGGAUUUCUUGAGCUUGGGACAUGUGAAGCGGGAAAAUGCAGUGAUACCACCAGCACCAAGAGCAUUCAAGAAGGAAGCCUGAAAUGUCCAAAGACUUUGAAAGAUAUGCUACUUAGCAUCGUGCAAGAAUCGCCAAAGAACAUACGAAACGUACAAACAUUGGGAUUUAUUGUAUCAGGUGUUUAUAUCAAGCUGAUUGCAGCAAGUUUUCCUCAAGGAUAUGUGUGCCGUAUUUUGGAUUUGAGUGGAUGGCUGCAAUACCCGACGUGUGAGAGGGACAUGAUCAAAAAGUUGACUCCUAUCAUUCAACUCGUGUGGCAUGCCAAAACAACGAUGACUCAAGUGGUGGAUAUGGUGCAAAUGGACGAAGAUACCGUUGAUUUAUCGAUGAAGCGAUCCACAAUCCCAAUACCGCCGUCUUUCACACCGUCGUCGUCCAACAAGUCCUCACCUACCAAUGGCAAACGAUCCAGAAAUGAUCUUUCAUCCAUAUGA
Lichtheimia ornata is the source of this 1497-nucleotide messenger RNA. RefSeq lists its product as uncharacterized. The record is from RefSeq and is a predicted model, not a curated record. NCBI's taxonomy places the organism in Eukaryota, Fungi, Mucoromycota, Mucoromycetes, Mucorales, Lichtheimiaceae. The transcript is spliced from 7 exons. Bases 1 to 1497 code for a protein of 498 amino acids.